This is a messenger RNA of Saccostrea echinata, 9546 nucleotides long. RefSeq lists its product as uncharacterized. The transcript is spliced from 64 exons. Bases 1 to 9213 code for a protein of 3070 amino acids. Gene Ontology annotation, molecular function: calcium ion binding; protein binding. The record is from RefSeq and is a predicted model, not a curated record. Gene Ontology annotation, biological process: signal transduction. Lineage: Eukaryota; Metazoa; Mollusca; Bivalvia; Ostreida; Ostreidae.
AUGAAGAAAAUGAAGAAAAAGAAGGGGGGAAUUCAAGAACCCCCCACUACGCCUUCCCCUCCUCCUACUCCCCCUCCCCGAGAAAUGGACAACAUGAGUAAUAUGGAGGCUAACAUUAUGCCAGGAAAAUUCCAAUCUGCACCAGCAGCCCUCACCAAAGCCAAGAAGAAACUGGAUGAGGAUCAACCUCAGGCAAUCAAGCCGAUAGCUCCCCCUCCACCCCCACCCCCAUCGAAAGUGCAAGAAGGCCAACAACGACCUUUAAUUACCACAGAACAAUUACUCUUAGCCAAGAGUAAGCUUAAUAAGGAAAGCAAACGACUCACUAAAAGAACAAUAAGUCGUGCUGAAAUUUAUGAUAGAUUUAAAGAAACAGACUUCAUACCCCUUGACUUUACCAUAAGCAGCUUAUGGAAGGAGACGCUUAGCAGUCAGAGUAUAAUCACUCAAUUAAACCUCAGUGGAAUAGAACAGCUCACGGACAUGUUCUUUGACUUGCUUGGAGUGAGAAAGGUUGAUCUACCACAUCUUACUUUACUAAACCUCAACGGCUGCUGUAACAUCACAGAUUUUGGGAUUUACUGGGUUGUGCAGAACUUACAUGAGAUUACAGCAAUUUCAAUGAAAGGCUGCACAGAAGUGACUGAACGUUCCGUCCAUUACAUCGCAGAUGGACGAGUUAAUCUACGAGAUUGUCAGAUGUCGUCCACUCAGUGCCGAGCCAUUCCACUCAAGUUAGAAAAAUCUCUUGGACUAUUCAGCUUCAAAGCUUGUCCCCUGAUAUCUCCAUCAACAGAGACCUACAAUAACCACUCAAUCUCUGCUCUGGCUCAGGGAUCCAAUCAAAUGGAUCAGACAGGAAAUGCAUGGAUAAAUCUUGAUAAAUACAAGGUGGUCAUUCUGAAUGAGGGAGGAAAUAAGAGUCUAGGGGAAAGAAUUACAAACAAACCAAGCUCGGGAAAAGGGGUUCAGACAUGGCUGGAUUGGAAACCCAAAGCUGACUCCUCAGUCACCAUUAAUCUGAUAGAGAUAGACCAAAAAUCAAGAUUUGAGGGACUGGUCCUGAGCAAUGGAGGAGUGGUUAUUCUCCCGUUCUCUGAUAAGACACCAUCUUACAUCCAGAAGAUUGCCAGCACGAUCCUGUCGAUCGUUAGUCAGUACCCAGAGACAGGUUUUAUGAUCUGCAAUCCUGGAUAUGAUGCUUCACCUGCAACAGAACAUAAAUUGAAGGACAUUAUACACAGGGUCAAGGACACAUUGACUGUUGCUAUGGAGAGUCUUGCAGAAGAACUGAACAAGGAAAUCAAGGAUAAAUGGAGGUUGAACGAGUUCAGAUUUCAUGACCAAAUUGUGUACACAGCGGGCAGGAAGUUCAUUCAUCACGUGGACAAAAUCAUUGCCAGGAAAAAAGAUAAGGAUGGUUCCCCUCAGCUUCUCCAGUAUUUGUUAUUGGGUAAGGAAGACCAGUGUUUUGAUGCCAUUGAAAAUCUGAUAUCAGAUCUACAGGACCAUUACCCAUGGCACACGUUCCAUUACUCUGCCACCAUCAAGAAGCUCAUCGAACUUAAGUUUAAGCCUAAUAAAUUUAAAGGAAAUUUAGGCUAUCUGAAACAAUUGAUAAAAGCUGUGGAUGAACCUCCUCUGUCCAACCUGCACAUGAAGGAUCCAUACAAGGAGAUGAUUCAAAUUCUGAGCCUCAGGCAUGAACGGGGCAUGGGAACCUUUUACCCAGACAUCCGAGGUUAUCCAUCCAUGACGAGCUUCAUGGUCCUGGAGACGCUCAUGACUGGGAUCAUGGAGACCCCUCCAGAUAAAACAGGGUUCAUAAAGGGACUAGGGAUAUCCGUGCCCUUCUACAGGAAAGAGGACUUCACUAUUAUAUUUGGGCAAUCUAUGAAUAUGAGACCCAGAAAAAUGGAAGAUGGUGAUCAUAUUAACCAGGUGGAUUUACUUCUUGACAUUCUUGAGAACUCAGGCUGCUUGAUGAAGUUUCCCUGUGACCUUAAGGGGCCAGGGUACGAGGACACACUGGCCUAUGUUCUGUUCAGAGACAUUCCUGAUCAGCCUCCAGUAUCUCUAAUGGAAUACUGGCCAGAUGAGGUACCCAAGACAGAGAAACAGGCUCAGAAGUUUUACAGAUUUCCAGCUCUCCCCUCUAACUUUAUGUCCACUCUUCUCCGUGAAUUCUCUUAUCUGCUGCAGUUCACAGUGCUUUGGAAAGGAGGGUUUAUGUGUCAGCAAGGCCCUGUUUAUCACCUGUUGGAACUUAUAGAUACAGAUGGUGGCUCUACCAUUGUUGUCAGUAGUCGGGUUCAGAAUCCUAAUAUCAUCAGUAAGGCAGCCUUUAAGGGUGACAAUGAUGGAUUAGAGAGCAUGCUGUGGAAUGGAUUCAAACAGAUCUGUUCCAUCCUUGAUGCCCAUAUUCAAAAGAACAGAAUCUAUGUGCAGAGAUAUUAUACAUGCCAUCACUGCCUGCCCACUGGCAGUAGAUACCAGGCUGCAGACUCGGAGAAUUUUACUCACUUCUCAGAAUUGAGGAUUCUAGGAGGACACGAUCGUGGACUCUGCUGUAAAAAGAUAGGAAACAAGAACUUAAAUGAGGCAGAGGAGGAAAUCCAAGUGUCUUUGAUAGACUACUUUGGCCCAGAUUUUCAGAGAAAAGAUACAAGACAUUUACCUAAUCACAGCUGUUUUGAUGUGGAAUAUGAAAAGAUGAUAGAAGACACAGUGGCAACUCGAUCCAAUUAUACUCGCUGUUUCAUGUGUGGGAACUGCUCACGAGAAAAUCUCCAGUGUUAUGCAAAUGUGGAAAGUGGAAAAACAGUUCGGCAUUGUGGGUGUCUAAUAGCAGCCUUCCUGUGUAAAUAUUGUGGAGUUUGUAGAUUUUGUGUACAGAGAUUAGCGAGAGCCCAUUCUGUCACAAAUCCACAGUUUCAGUCAGAAACAUUAAUGUCCUUGAUGGUGGAAACUGAUCUCUCACAGAAUGGCAAUUUUGUGUUCUUUUCAACAAACUCAGAAUACAAGUUCUCUCAGUCUCUGUCUAUAGAGUACUUCAGCCAUCUGAGGGCUUGUCUGCAUCGUGGACAUUUCAUCCUAAAUGUUACAUCGUCAUCAUGUAAAGUGCAUGUUUUAUGCCAUGAGAAGUUCAUCAAACAAAUCCAGAUCACCCCUUUCAAGGAAACAGAGAAAAUUUUACAUGUUCUGGCCCCUUACCAAAAUGGAGACAUCUAUGAUAUAUAUUUUGACAUAAACAAGAAUGACAUGUGUGGACAGUUUUUAAGAAUAACACAGAAUAAGAAAACUGUGUUCGAUCUGGCAGUUCCUGACAGGAAUAUGUUUGUGAGCAUCAGCUGUGUUCGGCCAGGGAGUGUCUCAUUGUCUUCCAGUCAUAUGAUAGAAAUGCCAAAAAUUACAACUGUGGCACAUGAAUUCUCAGGGACUGCCACAGCAAAGCUUCAAAUCCUUAAUGGAAGUGCCAUAUAUGAUGAGGAGAUGAAAAAAGAUAUAUUGGCUGGAGUUAAAGAAGAUGAGUUGAAGCCAUUCUGCCAAGUAAAACUGGACAGUGCGGUGGUGUAUAAGACAAAAGUCCAGAGCACGUCUAGUCCAAGGUUUAAUGAAACUGCGGAAUUCCAAAUUGAUGACCCUGAGAGUGUUGUGGAAAUUGAAGUGUAUGAAUUUGACCACAUUGACAGCAUCCUGCUGGGAGUUGUUAUGUUAACUGUACAGCAGUUAAGGGAGUUAUCCAAUCAGGAGGAAUCAAAAUUACACCACCUUAAUGGAACUAGCAGUGGAAAGAUUCGCUUUAAGUGUUCUUUGACCUUCAAUGAUGAGGAUAAUGAAAAAGCUUUGUCCAAAAAAUUUACCAACAACCGAGGUGACAUGUACAUUCCCAAGUGCUGCACCUGGGUACCAACAGUGGCUGAAUCCAACAUUUCUCAGAUGGCUGCUGCUUUAGAGGACAGAUUAAAUAUAAGAGAUUGGGUUGCAAAUAUUCAAGGUGUGAUGCUGUUAAUAUUGCCAAAUAUAAUGACAAAGGAAACGGUGCUUUAUCCGAAGUGGAACUCGAUGGAAAAUCACCAGAUCAGGUUCCAUCCUCUCUGUAAUUACAGAUUGGAGAACACCCGCUUAAACAGUGGUGAAAAUGACAUGUGGGAAUGGCAUAUUAUGGAUGCUCCAGGUUUUCAGACAGAAGGGAAUCUGGCAAAUACUGUCUUUCUUUGGGUGACACAAUGUGUUGUGCUUAACUCCCCAGUCAAGUUGGAGCUAACAAGUUAUGAGAAAUUAUUUCCAGAAUUAGCAAAGGAACCUGACAUCAAAGCUAAUAUGAUCCUACACAGCAUUAACUCUUACCUGAAUUUCUCCAGUGUACACAAACAUAUCUUCAGAGGAAUAGAUUAUGCCGUGAAGCAUUUUCUGAGGUCUAAGAAAUUGGAAGUUCAGACCAUGAAGUUUGUUCAUAAAUCUGUGUCCAAUAACUUUGAGUCCACAGGAUUUGAAGUUGUGCCAAGCUUCUUCAACAGCAAGCACUUCCUGUUUCUGUGUCCAGGUCACAGGUGUUCUUAUGUCCGGAGCCAAGGAAUAUGUGAAAUUUCCUUACGAGGGUUUGAUACUUAUGGUAAGUUCAUUCAGCACCUAGUAUUGACCAAGAACAAUUUAGCAACUCUUCCUAAUGUGGUGUUUUCCUCCCUGAAGCAUCUGAAAAUUGUGGAUAUCUCAGAAAAUAUUCUAGAAUCACUGCCAGAGACAAUAGGGCAGUGCAGAUUCCUAGAGAUACUGAGACUUCAAGAGAACAAUCUGGUUGACCUUCCAAUGGAAUUAGCUCAGUGUACAAGUCUGCAGGUGUUAAACAUUUCCAGGAACAUGAUGGAUGAGCUCCCUCUGGUGGUGACCAUGUGCUCUAGCCUUGAGCAGCUUUACAUUAAUGACAUGUUCCUGACACACCUGCCAGAUGACAUAGGGUUUCUGGACAAUCUGGAGAUUUUGUACGCCAAGGGGAACUGUUUCACUUCCCUACCAGACAGUUUUGUCAUGUUGCAGCGCUUGACAGAUCUGUCUUUACGCGGAGUUAUCUUCUUCGUGAGCUCACCAUCCUAUAUUAUGUCCAGAGAUCGCUUUGUGGAACUUCUAGAGGUUCAUGGGCUCGCAAGGUGGCUGGAUGCCCAUAAUGAGGACAAGGAAGAACUGUUCAAGUCCUUUGAUGAGGAUGGUAAUGGUAUUUUAGACCAAAAUGAGAUUGGCAGACUGAAUGCCACUAUAUACAACAUCUUUCCUAGGUUUGGAUACAAAGGAAAAGAAUUACCAGAUGAAAACUCAGACAGUGGAUUCCCUAUGCAGAUACUUCAGAUUCAAAAUCUUCGCUACCUCGAUUUGACUUACCAAGGACUUGUACAUAUCCCUGAUUCCAUCUCCUUCCUUACCAGUCUCCAGCAUCUCAACGUCAGCUACAAUCCUCACCUCCUCCACAUCUCAGCCAGUGUGGGCAGUCUUCCUCUCCUCACCCUGGGAAUGACUGAGUGUCCGGUACUUAAAACCCCACCUAGAGAAAUUCGAGACCAGGGCUUCACGGCCAGCUAUGCAUAUCUCCGACGUCUUUUGUCAGGGUCGGUGGAGUGUAGGAGAACUAAACUCAUGUUGGUGGGUUUGGGAGAAGCAGGAAAAACAAGCCUGGCCAGAGCUCUUCAGUCCAACGACCUCAAAACAAGCUUGACUGGACAUGAAAGCAUUACAGAUGGCAUUGAUAUUUCUACAUGGAAGAUAUCCAAAGAUAAUGAGGAGAUCUCGUAUAGUGUUUGGGAUUUUGCUGGACAAACAGUGUACUACAACACACAUUAUUUUUUCCUGUCAAACCGAGCUGUUUACUUCUUGGUUUGGAAUGUGCGUCUUGGACAUGAGCACGCAGGACUCAAAUUCUGGCUCAGCUCAAUUUCUGUACAUGCUCCUAAAGCUCCAGUUCUUAUCGUAGGAACUCAUGUUGACCAAGUGUCCAAAAUUGAAUUACCUAUGGAAGAAUUGAAGGCGUCCUUUAGCCAAAUCCAAGGGUUUUUCUUUGUUAGUUCUCUAACAGGACAGGGUCUUGAAGAGCUAAAGGAGAAACUGGUAAAUGUGACCUUAACUCAGGGUUAUAUGGGGGAGUCCAUUCCUAUGGCAUGGCUAGAGUUAGAGGACAUCAUUAAAAAAUUGAAGACAAAAACAAAGAUGGAUACGAUAGACUACAAUCAGCUGUUUAAGAGGGCCAGUGUAGCGGGUAUAGUGGAGGAAAAAGAGUUUGCAGAGGCAGUGGCUUUUUUGCAUGACCUUGGGUGCCUACAACACUUCAGUGGUAACGAAUAUUUACAUUCCAAAGUGGUGGUCAACCCUCAGUGGAUCGUGGAUGUGAUGGCGUGUGUGGUAUCAGUGAAAGAAAGCCCAAUUAAGAAUGGGAGGCUGAACCAUAAAGAUUUAAAUAUAGUGUGGAAGGAUUAUCCUGAGUCCCUGCACCAGUGGCUUUUACGCUUGACUGAGGAGUUUGAUCUGACGUUCUUUAUUCCUCCAGAGGAGGGCUCAAAGGAAAAAGUCAACUUAGUUCCAUGUCUCCUACCAGAAAAUAAACCCAAGUUUGAAUGGCCAGAGCCGGAUAAGAAGAAUGGUAUCACAGAGACUAAGAUGAUCUAUCUGUUUGAUUACCUCCCCGCAGGACUCUUCAAUAGAGGCCAGGUGAGACUGCAGGAAUACUCUGACUAUUACAUUAUCUGGAAAAAGGGGUCAUACCUGAAAAAAGAUGGACAAAUUGCCAUUCUACAGCAAACCAAAGACACAGAGAUGGUUGUCCGAGUCCAGGGAAAGAUGCCAGAAAUCGUCUUAUUCCACAUCCACGAGGUGUUUGAGAGUUUGAUUCUGGAGGCGUACCAAGGAGUUCGGUAUGAUUUUACGAUCCCGUGCCCCGAUUGUCUGAAACACUCGGCCAAGGACCCCCAUAUGUUCUUGGCUUCCACCAUUCGUAGAGCCAUUGAACUUAAGGCCCCUUUCCUACAGUGUAUGGCCUACUUCCACACCAUUUCUGUGGUCGACUUGCAAUCUGUGAUGCCUCCAACCAGUAACAAUGAUUUUGAUGUUCACAUACAGAAAGCGGUCAGUGGCUUGCAAGAUCUACGUCGCAAUAUGAAAAUAGACCUGUUUCUCUCCUACUGUGUGGCAGAUGCCCCUGCUGAUGACAAAAAUGUUAUUCACCCUGCUCAGGUUCACCAAGACUUGAAGAAUGCCGGAUACACUUGUUGGUUUCCAGAGGAGAGCAAUCAGUAUUCCACGGAUUUGAUGGCCCGGGCUCUUAUGGACUCCACCAUCUUUGUUGUUUUUGUGUCCACUAACUAUGCAAAUGACAGAUCCUGUACAGACAUUUUUAAGUAUGCCAAGCUUACCCUUGGGAAGCCCAUGGUGGUGAUUGUAGUGGGAGAGGAUAACUACACCUGGAGGAAAACUAAUCUGGGGCUGCUCCUUCCUGAUGUGUCUUUUGUCAACAUGAUAAAUUCUAAGAAGCACAACUACAAUAGUAAGUUCCAGGAGCUCCUCGGGAAGUUGGAGGAGUUGAUGAACUUAACUGGUAAGGUCAAGGACAGAGAGAGCCCCGAAUGUUUCAUCAGUUACUGCUGGAAGAACUCAGCACAAGCCGUGGCAUUGGGUACCAGAUCUGGACCAGCUGCAUUAGGAUUUGGAGAUCCCAGGCAAAUCAAAUCCUACCUGGAAGAAAACUUCAUCAAGUGUUGGAUUGAUGUGGAAAGGAUUGGAAUGAAUGGGUUGUUUGAUGAGAUAGCCAAAGGUCUACUGGAGAGUCGUGUGGUGGUAGCAUGUGUUUCUGAUGAGUACGUAGAGUCACCAAGCUGCUGUAAAGAGUUCCGGUACGCCUGCACUGUCCUGAAUCUGCCUAUCAUCAUCUGUGUUGUAGGCACUGGACACAAGUGGAGACGGAGUGAGGUAGCCAUGCUGUCUGUGAACUAUCCCGUCGUAAGUUUCCAGUUGGAGAGUGAUGAGGCACAUCCCAAACUUCUACAACUGGUGGAGGAGAUGCUGGCCUCCAGUAACCAAGACAACAAGGAGAAGGAGAAGAAGAAGGAGGGAUCAUCAGACUUGGACAAAGACAAACAGUUCAAGGAGCUUUAUGAGCUAGCUCAGAGAAAGUUUCUAAGACAGAUAACAACAUAUGCCUCAAAUCAUGAUGUGGAACCAUACCCUCGUCUGUUUGUAGCUGACAUUGUACCAGUGGAGGAAAACCCCCAGACUCUAGAUAAAUCUCUGUCAAUAGAAGAAAAAUUUGAGAAUAAAGAAGAGAACCAGCUGGAGAAAGGAGAAACAGAGGUCAUAAAUUCAGGGUUUGUCUCCCGUAGGUUCUCCAUCAACAUCCUGUGUGAAUGUGACCAGGGCUGGCAUAGUGUAGAUGAAGCCAUGAUGCUUCCAGAAGAUUUUGGGACAGAAUACUUAAAGAAAUAUGCCCCUUACUUGUCUCGUAUCACAGCCAUAAUGAAGCACAGCAAGAACUAUGUAAUGAACUGUAUGACAGAUGAGGAUGGUCAGAACUACAUGAAAUGGCUGUUUGAGUCAGCAGAUGCAGUUCUGCCAGACUUUAUGAAGGAUUACCAAGACUUGAGGGAAUUGGUCAUGGAGAUGGACUCACAGAGGACUUAUGGGUGCCUUUCCAGAUGUCGCCUGUCUAGUGGAAAAAUAAUAUGGUUGUGUGAGGAACACAUCAAAGAUAUGAAGGUUACAGUGCUGGCCAAGGAUGCUGUUGCUAAGAAAAACAAGGUCUCUAAUCCUGAACGACCAGAGUACAUUGCUGAAUGGCUGCGAAAAGUGGAUUCUGAAAAAUUAGUGAAGAAAUUUGACUCCUCUGCAAAAGUCAAGAAAAAAUUUAAUCAAUCCCUGGUGGACAAGGCUUUAGUAGUAGCUGAUGAUGUAAGACAGCAUUUAGGCUUCUUUGAUAAAAGUAUGAGUGAUCAACUUCUUAAAGACUUAUCACAAGGGUUGACUCCAGGGCAGAUUAAAACAAAGUCACAGGAGGCCAGAUCUGUCUUAAGACAUGGAUCAGCCAUCAGACGUCAAGAGAUUCAGAAACCGGAGGCUGCAGUAAAGCGCCACGCUACCACUACCAUCAGCUCGGCGGAGACAGUCAAGUCACCACCAAAAUCAGGGGAAUCUACUCCCAAGUUAAAGAGACCGACAAGUCAAGCCUGCAGUGUCAUGUGACAUUACUGUGUGCCUAGACCUGUCAAUCAGAUGUCAAAAUCAUGUCUGUGAUAUCCAGGAUACAUAUCAUUCUGUAAACACAAGUUACACUAGUAUGGUUAUUUAUUUCUAUGCAGUGAAAGUAAGAGAGGGUGUAAUAAGUUUUCAGAACAAUCCCUUUGUAAUUAUAAAUCAAAUCAAAGUAUCCUUUUUUCAUGACUUUAAUCCAUCCAUGUUUACUUAGGUCUAUUUGAUAACACAGUUUAGUAUUUGUUAUUUAUAUUGGUUUUACUAUUUAUUAUUUUUGUUUAUAUACAUAUAGUUGUUGUUUAGACUUUGUUACAGUGAUAUAUU